Cyclospora cayetanensis is the source of this 8982-nucleotide messenger RNA. RefSeq lists its product as uncharacterized. The coding region runs from base 1 to 8982 and encodes 2993 amino acids. The record is from RefSeq and is a predicted model, not a curated record. The transcript has 13 exons. NCBI's taxonomy places the organism in Eukaryota, Apicomplexa, Conoidasida, Eucoccidiorida, Eimeriidae. Gene Ontology annotation, cellular component: intracellular anatomical structure. Gene Ontology annotation, molecular function: RNA binding.
AUGCUAGGCACAAAGUGCUUAGACACCUCGGAAGAGGGAACGCUCCCGAGGGGGGGGUCACCUAGGGCAAGUGCGGAAGAGGACGACCAGCACAUAGAGAGGAAAGAGCAACAGGAUGGGCCUGGCGAUUUGCCACGAGAGGCGGCAAAUUUUUUUCCUGCUAAACAUCCCCAGCCAAAUGUCGUGUGUUCCACUGGUCCCUUUCCAUGGCUUCCUCCGCUACGCCUUAGUGAAUCCGUGAAAACAGCCAUCACGUCCAGCCUAGGGCUUCCAACUCUGAGAAUCGGCGCUGAGUUACUAGAUGUUAUCCGCUCAAAUCUGGUCACAGUUGUCACAGGCUCUACGGGGUGCGGGAAGACCACCAUUGUGCCGCUGCUUCUGCUGCUGCAGCACACUAAUGCCAGGCUUCUCAUUGCGUUGCCUCGGCGUAUUGCUGCACAGAUGGCUGCAGAGCGUCUCAGGCAACUUCUGGGCGAGGAACGACUUGGGCAAACGGUUGGCUACCACGUUGGUCAUGAAGAACCGUGCAAGUCAGAAGCGACCCGUUUGAUGUUUGUGACUGCGGGGAUGCUGCGGAAGUACGUCACUAGGGCCUUACGACAUUUGCACAUCAUUGGGAAGAAGCCGCAGUGUCGGUUGGAGUGCUCUUCUGACGGAGUGUCAUCGAUGAUGCACACCAGUUUUCGUUCAUCCUUUCCGUAUGAUUUCGUCCUGGUGGACGAAGUUCACGAGCGUACUGUCGACUGUGAUAUGUCUUUGUUGCUGCUUAAGUGUCUUGCUGUGAAGGUAACAGCGGCUGCCUCCGUCGCUAGAGCGCCGCUACCUGUCUUCCGAAUAGUUGUCAUGUCUGCCACCAUAAGCGCCCACGACUUCGCCACAUUCCUUGCGGGGGAGAGUUUGAACAUGUUCGAGGCAGAACACGCAGCAUGGACCGACCAGACCCUUUUGCUGCGUAUCAGAGGAACCUUAAUGAAAAGCCAGCUUCCCCAUCUCCCAAAUAAAGGCCUCAAUGAUCAGCGCUGUGAAUUAGGGAGGCGCGAGCGUCUGAUUGGUUUAGCGAGGAAUCUGUCAUCACCCCUUAACGAGCUUGUGCACCUUUGGAAGAACCGUCGCUCUAGGGAGUUGGUGAACGUUUUUAAAGAUCAGCAGCGUUCAAUGAAGCUGCGUGGCGCUUGCGGCAUGCUGCAGUGGAGGCACGUAUCCGGCAGCGCACGCGUGAACGCCAACUGUGUAGAAGUGGCUAGGCGCACGAAUUUCCCCGUCGAGGAGCUCUUCUGGGAGGACCUGUGUGAUCUGGCAAGUGCGUCUUUGGCCUCUGCAGCCGCGGAUCUUUUGAGUCUUGCUGCCAGUCCUACUCUCUUGCGCUGCUUGGGAAUAGAUCCUGACACUGGCUGCCCGUUUACGCCGGCGGGAGACGUGCCCCGGAGUUUCUUGCACGCAUGCAAACCGCAGAUCUACCCACAAACUGGCAGUGCAGAAGAUCCAGCGGAGCCUUACCAGGGAGAAGGUGCCAGUUGGUUGGAGAGCGAAUACGACACUAUGCCUAGCAGGAAUGACUACUGCUUUGAAAAGCCCAGGCUUAACUUCUCGUGUCUCGAGAAAGCGUCACGGCUUUUGAUGUUGAUCCAUGUUCAGUGCUUGCUUCGAAAUGCGCCCCAGCUCGGAGUCCUCGUCUUCCUUCCUGGAAAGACUGAGAUAUUCCGCAUGAUGAGUGCACUGGAUCAUGCGAAAAAUGAGGCAGCUGCAGCCUUGGAAGCCAUGGAGAAUGCUCGAAGAAGCGGCACAAGGCCUGACUCCCGGGGAGAGACGGAAGACUCCGUAAUACGGCUGCGAGUUGAUGUGCAGGUGCUCCGUAUUCAUAGAGACGCAGAAACAGAUGAUUUGAAGCAUGCAAAACAGCAUGCUCCAAGGUCUACGUGCAUGAAGAUCAUCCUCGCAACAAAUAUCGCGGAAAGCAGCAUCACCUUUGUCGACGUCUGCAUUGUUAUGGACUUCGCUCUCGUCAAGGAAAAACACGUGCACUCUGUAACAAAGGCUCAUCGCCUGCAGCUGCGAUGGGCAAGCCGCGCGGCUUUGGAUCAACGCAAAGGGCGAACAGGACGCGUCAGAGAGGGUGUUUAUAUGUGCCUUAUUCCGCGCAUGCUUUACGAGGUGCUUGAGCCAUUUCCUCUGCCAGAGCUGCAGCGUCUCCCUCUGGAGGACGUGCUCAUAGACACCAUGGCUGCGCUGCCUGCAGAGAGCAGUGACGCGUCUUUGUUUUUCCUUUCCCAAGCUCAGGAUCCUCCAGAUGUGGGCAAGGCACACGAGGCCCUUUGUAGCAUGGAAGCAUCAGCACGAGGGCCUAAGCUGCAGACGUCCUCCUCCCCCCCCGACGCAGUGGUGCUGCGUUGGCUGGUGUCUCGUUCAGCCCGUCUAGCUGCUGCAGGGUGUUGCACGGCUCCCCUGUUUCCGGAGGCUGCAGAGGCGCUGCAGCGCAUGCGGCCUUAUCGGCAGUUCAAGCGGGAGCCUGUGCGACGGCGGAACGUGAAGAGAGAGGAGGGGAUGCCGUGGCAACAAGCUGCAACAAACCCCCGUACGCCUGGCGGGAAGCCAAGUACCAGCGACACCAGCCGUUUCAUGUGGGGGGAGUUCAUUCCCUGCGACAUAUGCGUGGACGUGAUGGCGAUGCUGCAUCUCCACCGUCGAUUCGGCGACUGCCUAAAGCACCUGCAAAGUCACUUAAUGGCGAGGGGGACGCAGCUGCUGCCAGACAAGCCUGCGCAACGAGACGGCAGGCAAAGAAAGUAUACUGCAGCCGAGAUGGGGGAGUUGAAGCGCUGUCUCGCGGCAAGCGGAGUGUCCAUACAAGGCGUUGCCGACGUGGCGUCUCAGUAUUUUUCGAUAGAUCGCAAGCUGGCAUCUCUCGAAUUCGCAAACGGCCUCAGCGGCGCUUCCAGAGCAAUGCCAGCCUCUGUAGGAGCAGCAGGGGGGGAUCUUCAGGGUGAAGCCUGCAUGUGGACGUCGAACGCGCAGCUGGCUGGAGGCGUCGAGAGCCUCGUCUGGCGUCUGCAGCUCGUCCUUGCCGCUGCCUACAUGCCUUUCGGAUUCAGCCACAUCCGCGACAGCUCCAUGCAGGCACCCUUCAACAUGAGUCAGGAGCGCAGAUCGCAUUUCGCCUACAACGUCUUGUGCUACGAGGCCUUUCGAGAACGUCCAGAUCUGCUGCCCAGCAGCGGCGCACUCCAAGAAGACUCCGCGGCAGCUUCUCGCGCUGCUUUGUCUUCGUCCCCCUCCCCGGCUCGUGGAAUGCAGAAUGACUGCGUCUCGCCAGCGGCAGAGCGGCAAAGCAAGUCUGCGACUGGGGAACAGGAUGCGAAACAGCACACGCCUGCCUGCCGCUGCGCAGCGGUGCUUUGUGAAGGCGGCACUGACAUUCCCUCCCUUCGUCGGGGUGACUUGGAGGCAGAAGUCGAUGUCAGUCUCGCCACGAACGCGGAGCUGAAUCGGGAGCGCUGGUCGCAGCUGCACUUUGUCCACAAGGCGCAGCAGCUGCUGCGCUGCAGCUGCAGCGUAGCCUUCCGCGUAAACCUGGCUGCGGCGUUGCUCCAGGAAACAGAUCCGCAGACUCUCUUUGGAAUGCCUCCGCACGGCUGGGAGGGCUCACGCUUCGUCCUGCAGAACGCGAAACUUCUGCUGUGCAACGCCUUCAAAACGUGGAUGCAGCGCCAGCAGCAAGCGCACGCAGCUCUUGGCGCGGCGUUCGACGCGCUGUGUGUCGAAUUGAGUGCAGGGGGCAUGUUGGAAGCCUCUCAAGGAGGAGCCUGGCGGAAGGGCCUGAGCCUCCCUGCGGCGCAGAUCCCCCAGUCGGCUUCUUCCCACGACGAAGAGGGCAGCAGCAGCAGCGAAGCCACUGCAUGUGUCAGCAAGUGGCUAGAGGUCGUGCGGGAGCUCGACGCGCUCGUCGCGCGGAGUCUCCACAACGCUGCAGCUACCAGCAAGACGCGCCAGGUGAUGAAGUCGCUGUUCGCGCUGCUGCUUCGAAGGCCAAACGAAGUGCAGCAGCUGCUGCUUCAGCAGCGAGGCGUUUGGUCGGCUGCCCGUUCGCAAACUGAUGUGAUGGAUAGGGUGCGCGCGGAGCUCGCUGCAGUCCUCACGCAUCCGUCGACUGCGCAGCAGCUGGCAAGCGCGCUAGGACCCCUGCACUUUUUUUCUCUGCGUGUCGACUUCGGCGUUCCCCUCGCGGAUGUGCUGCUCUGCGAGGGGUGGAUUUUCGAUUUUUCCCGCGGCAGGCACUCUGGAGAGCAGACAGGCCCCUUGCAGAGAGUGCAGGAGCUGCUGCUGCCGCUGUUGAGCGCUGGCUGCCGCGCGCUUCUUCCCCUGGAUAUUCGAGGCGCUGCGGAAGCGGUGAAGGAGUUCUACAGCAGCAAGCAAGUGCGUGCGUGUCGGCAGCAGGCGCGCGGCACCAACACCAAGAGGGCGAAGGGAGAGGGGCGACUGCGCUUCCUCGCGCAGCAGCGCGAGCUGCAGGUUCCGACUUUCUCCGUCUGGAGGUCGCUCGUGGAAGAAUGCAUAGACGCUCUGGCAGCCUCAGCGGAGACUGCGCAGCAGCUGGCAAGCGCGCCUGCGAAGGCUGAUGUUGCCUCUGCCGCUGCGCCCAGCGGAGAGCUGAGACGCUUGCUGGAAGAAGCGGCGAAAACCACGCAGGUUGUGAGCGCGUAUUGGAGACACUGCACACUUGACCAUGCGCAGCUGAACGCGAGGAAAUCGCAGAUCCUCGUUUUCGGAGACAGCCACCGCAGAGCGCUUCUGCAGUGGCUGCACAGAGCAGCGAAUGCCGUCACUUUGGCGACUUCGAGGAAGAGGCAAGGCGAGAUGAGAGGACCUGAACUCGAAUGCAUCAGUCAGCCGCUGUGGGCUUCUACGCUGCCUUUCGCCGACAAGCGCAGCAGCACUGCAGAACCGCUCGCAGGCUCCCACUCGUCUGCUCUCCUUCAGGGAGAAGCGGCUGCCUCGCAGAAGCCACCUGCACCAGCAGAUAGACUCCUCGAGGAGCUCCUGCUGGAAGCGGCUCAAAGCACCCAGGCCGCUGCUGGAGGCGCAGACAUGCAGGAAGCUUGUCUCGGAACGUUUGCGUCUUUGGCUCUCUCCGCGUCGGGCAGGCUUCUGGAGAUGCAGCACGCGGAUUUCGAGAGAGCCGAACGACUUCUUGAGGAGAGAGACGCAGCGGAAGAGGCCCCACAAAGAGGGAGGCUGCUGGAUCCUACUGCCGAUGCGAGCGACACGGGGGUGUUCGACAGAGCGUCUCGCCAUCCGCUUGCAGAGCCGUCCUCAACACUCCUGUCGAGUCGAAACGCGGCUUCUUCAAAUCGGCGCAGACAGAUCUCGAGGGGGAAGGGAUCUUCCCUAGAUCCCCACUCGCAAACGCAGAGCGUUAAGGACGAAAAUCGCACCCAGCGUCCCCUCGCCCACUGCUCCAGACUCCCAGAACAAACGCAUGCCCCUGCUGGCAGAGAGCUUCCCCCCAAGAAAGAGGUUUCCGCUUCAACGCUCUCGGGUGCCUCCAAGGAAGUUGUGCAGGAUAGGCAAGGGGGGGGAGACCACUGGAUUAGAGAAGAGCGCCGCUACGCCUUACACGAGGGCCCCUUCUUCAGUGUUUCCCAUCGCUUCCUGAAGGCUUUUCUCGCGCUCGAUGCGGAGGGAAGGAGCAAGCGGAGACUCACGGGGAGGCCAAGUACCGCCCGUGUGUGCCGCAUUGCGGAGCAGUCGAUCCUCCACAGCAAUGGGCCCUUCUAUCCGGAGAGUCAGUCUCGAGAGUUUUUGCUGCUGAGUCUCAGCGAGUGGGAUACGUCUGCAGGCCUUGGCAGCGGGGGGUCCGACGUGGUGGCUGCAUCUUUGCUGCCUCCUCUUCCCCAUCUGGAGGAGCUGCUGCUGUUUUUGUUGGCUUCGGCAGUCUCGCUUUUCGUCUCCGAAAGCUGCCUCUGCUACUGCUGCAAAGUCUGCCCCUGCAACCCCCAGGGAAGGCACGGGGCCCUUAGCGGAGCCUCCGAAGCAGAGACUGGAGGGAAAGCGCGCUGUGCGGCUGGCUUUGGCAAGAAGGCAGCCAGGAAACGCUGCUGCGCCUUCUGCAUGCAGCGUGCUGUGUGCUACGCGACGGUGUCUUUUGGAGGCUUCAGGGAGUUCGCCUUCGUGCCGCAGUUCCUGUGGAAAGAGCCGGAUAUAGCCUUGCUGAACGAGGCGCGAGCUGCCCUUGACAGCGUCUUAAGACCCGUCGCAGACAUUCGCGUGGAUUGGGGGGGGGAGAGGUGCGAUUUCGAUGACGGCGCAGCCGCCAGAACGCUCGCGACAAAGGCUCAGGGGUCCGGCAACUCGGAUAAGUUCGCAGGCACAUGGAUCGAGGACGAAGAAGAGGAAGACGAAGCCACGCGCCACGUGGCUUGCAUGCACACUCUUGAAGAACCUCAACGGGGGCACUGCGGCUCUCAAGAGCAAGCGGCAGCUGCGGCGGGGGCCUCCCUCGACAGCCUUUUGGAGCAGCUCGUGAGGCCAAAGACGCGACUGCAGUACACCCAAAGGCUUGGAGCCACCACAGCGACUGCGCAUCUGCGCUCCAGAGUGGGAGCAGAACACGAAGCAGGAGCAGCAGAGUUGCCGAAGGCUGAAAACCGCAUCCCUGCAUCGGCUGCAGACACGCGUGGCUUCGCAGCCCCCUGCUGGGAGAAGCUGGACAGAGCUAAGCAGCAACGCGAGGAACGCGAGGGGGAGUCACAGCUUUCUGCGUCUUCUAUAGCUGUUUGGAGUACACAGGGGGCGGCUGUGAGUAUUUCGCCGAGCCUUAAGGCCUCUACUGCAGCUGUUUCUGCAGCUGUUUCUGCAGCAGCCUCGCAGCUUUCUGCGCCCCCGCUGUCGGAGCGCACUGCUGAAGCUGCGUGUCAGACCUCGCCGGAUUCCACAGUCGGCUGCUCGCUCGAGGCACCUGGAAGGCUCUGGGGAUGGGAUCCUCUGGCGAAAGCCUUGGCAGAAUCGCUGGAAUUCGCAAAGGGUCCGCAUGCGUCGAAGACUAUUCUGCUCCCUGAGAGUGCAAAGCCCUCCAUGUGGGGCCUCCCAGUGUCGCUGUUGAUGUUGCAGCAUUCCGAGCAAAAGCUGCCUCCCCUGGCGGGCGGGAAGGCAGCAACUCCUCCCCCGUGGCAUGCGCUUUCGCCGACAGAUCGGACUGCGUGCGUAGAACGGCUGCUGCUGCAGUGCGCCAACAGCUGCUGCAGGGUUCCCCUGGGUGUAGUUGCAGAGCUGCAGCGGGUUUCGAUCGAGCAGCUGCCAAGCGCAGUCCCCUCAUGGGCAAUCCUAGCGCUGAAGUAUCUGCUGGAAGAGCUUAGUCCUUCCGCGGAGAGGCAGCCAGACGCAGACGGCGACGGCCCCUUUUCUGGCGAGACACCACAUGGAGGGAGGGGCACUGCGCGCGAGCUUCUCUUGCCGCUAUCCAGGAGAACUCACCUCAAAGGGGUGAGCGUUCAGGAGACUCUGCUUCAGUGGCUGCAGGAGACUCGCUUGCUCACACCUACGCUGGUGGAAGAACUGCGCAGUACUCCCAAAACGGCUGAACAGCCCGAGUUGUGGGUGCUCGAUACGGAGAGGGCAGAGCGCAGACGGAGGAGUAGCUGCUCCAGGUGCUACUGCGAGGGACUGCUUGUUCGGGAUGACGCAGAACGUUGCGCCUGCAAGAACUGGAGCUGUGUGAUAGGCUGCCGCUUUCCGCAUCGCCUGGUCCCCUUGCUAGACGAUGAGAAGGCCUCUCUGGCGAAACUGAAGCUGGAGAGUCGCUUGCUCUUGACGCCUCCGAGUUUGGCCUUCGUUUGCACUUACUUGCAGCCUCUGCUGCGCACUCGCCGUCGUCUGCAAGUACUCCUGAGGGCAAAGCAGGAAGAAACCUUCAAGCCAGGAGACGAUCCAGCAGUCGUUGCUCAACAGAACCGCAUGAAGCAACAACAGAGCCACGCAGUAGAUCAACUUGUCGGCUGGGUAUUGUGCGGCGGCCCUGUCAGUCAUGUCGUAGGCUUUCGAAUAUUUCAGUAUCAUGUGUUUCCUUCGGACUCCCUCGUGGAUGUCGGGGGGCAUACGGAUGCACAGCGAGUUUUCUUCUGGAGACGCGUGGCCUCUGCCCUUGUGCCGCAGAGGAUCCCUCUUGAAAGACGACUGAGGCAUCAGGGAGGCAGUCGCCAGGCUGCGGCUACCACGCCUCCGACUGACAGUGUCGCGCCGUUCGCUGCAGCUGCUGAAAUCAUCUACAAGUUCGAGCAGAGCGUCGCCUUAUCCUCACACCUCGACAUGCAAAAGUCGGCCGAUUUCGUUGCAUACUUAACAACAAUGAUCGCGCGGCGCUGUUCCUGGAGAGCCGAAAAGGCACACCUCCACGAUUCUGAAAUGUACCAGAAGUUUAUGUACGAAUUCUGGGAUGCCGACAAGCCCCUCACCGUUCCAGGGGGGGAGGUCGGUGCAGAGUGGGGGGAGCCGCUACAUGAUGAAAACGAACAUCUGAGACGCUUUGCAGAGUGCCAACGGGGGAGGCCACAAGGACCCCCAGUCCGUGUGUCACAGCAGCACCAGCAAGGACCCCUAAGCAGCGCCAUACGCACCAUGCUUGCACAGACUUCGUCACACCUGCAAGAGAGCAUUAUGCCUUCUGAUCUUUUUGACUGGCAGCAGCGUUUGCUAGAGAAGCAGAGGCGUGGAGUCUUGAGGCAUCUCGACUCGGCACUCGCAGCGCUGCCUGAAGACUGGGUGCAAGGGAAAUGGACUACGGAGAGAGUGAUGCAGGAGCAGUGCGCUCUGUGGCGUUGGGCAGCAGACGAAGAGGACAUUCAGCAGCAACGGGAGGCGGCAAGAGCGGCACAGCAGCAACGGGAAGCCGAAGAAGAAAAUAAGAAGAUGAGCAAAAUCAGAAAGAGGAGGAGAGAACUAGAAGAAGCUGCCCUGCAGUCCCUCACAGACGACGUCUUUCAAUUGUUUUAA